Molecule: messenger RNA, 3805 nt
Organism: Aricia agestis (brown argus)
Lineage: Eukaryota; Metazoa; Arthropoda; Insecta; Lepidoptera; Lycaenidae
Gene: Oseg1
Product: intraflagellar transport protein 122 homolog
Exons: 23
Coding region: 109-3621 (1170 amino acids)
Biological process (GO): non-motile cilium assembly; intraciliary retrograde transport; protein localization to cilium
Cellular component (GO): intraciliary transport particle A; non-motile cilium
Molecular function (GO): protein binding
Source: RefSeq, a predicted model, not a curated record
CUAGAGAACAUAUUUUGUGUAAUAAAAUAUAAUUGAACUUAGAUAGUGACUCGCAUGCCAUGCCUAUUUCUUUGUAAGAUACUUACACUAAAAUAAACUAUCUGAAAGAUGAGAACUAUACCGAAAUGGGUGAAUAAAAUCCACGAAGCCGAAAAAGUUGAGUUAUCCAGUGUACAAACAAUAUGCUUCAGUCCAGACGGCACACAGCUUGUUGUAGGGGCAGGAGAAAAGGUUAUGGUGUAUGACCCUAAAGAUGGUUCCUUGGUACAGCUUCUUCAAGCUCACAAAGGCCCGGUUAAUGCUGUGGCAUAUUGUGACGAUGGCAAGAAGUUUGCUAGCGGCAGCACAGACAAAAAUGUCAUCAUUUGGACAUCAAAAAUGGAAGGAAUCCUUAAAUAUUCACAUAGUGAGGCUAUACAAUGUCUGACAUACAACCCUGUAACAUAUCACCUAGCCUCAUGUGCCCUCUCCGACUUUGCUUUCUGGUCAGCUGAUGUGAAGGCAGUUCAGAAGAUUAAAGUGUCAGGCCGGAUCACAUGCUGUGCCUGGUCUCCAAGUGGACAGAAUUUAGCCAUCGGCUUAGCUAGCGGCACUGUUACAAUCAGAGAUAAGUUAGGUGAGGAGACACAACGAAUAAGUCGAGAAGCAGCUAUAUGGGCAGUUGUAUUUUCAAAGACAACUCUUUUAGUGACAGACUGGAAUGAUACACUUUCAUUUUACAACAUGCAAGGUCAACAAGUGCUUAAAGAAAGAAAUAUAGGUAUUUCAGCAUUAUCUAUAUCCCUAUUGGGUUCGUUGGUCUUGGUGGGUGGUGUUGGCGGGUGGGCAAUACUGACAUCUGAGGGUAUUGCUAUAUCCACCACACCACAAGAUUGGGUUUGGUCAAUAGCACCCUCGCAUGCUUCAAACUCCUUGGCCGUGGCUUGCCAAGAUGGUACUCUGUGGUGUUACCAGCUGGUAUUCAAUACGGUGCACGGGUUGUACCGUGAAAGAUAUGCGUACAGGGAGAACAUGACUGACGUCAUAAUACAACACCUAACCACAGGGAACAAAGUGCGGAUCAAAUGCCACGACCGAGUGCAGAAAAUCGCUAUAUACAAACACCGCUUAGCUGUGCAGUUACCAGAGCGUGUUGUUGUAUACGAGCAAGGAGACGACGAUGGAAUGUUGUACAGAGUGAAAGAGAAACUUGUGCAGAAGGCGGAAUGUUCCCUGUUGGUCGCCACUAGCGACUCUCUUCUGUUGUGUCAGGACACAACAUUAUCAGUGAUUGGUAUGAGAAUGCCAAGGUCGUGGACGGUGCCAGCGCCGAUUCGCUAUGUGAAAGUUACGACGUUGUUCUUUGAGGAAGUCCUGCUGCUUGGCUUGUUUAAUGGACAAAUAUGGCAAGUGGAGCCGAGUAAUGGUGGAUCGAAGAUGAUACUCCAAAUACCGGGCAGCGUGCGAUGUCUGGACGUCAGCGCGUCGCGGAGUCGUCUAGCCGUCGUCGAUGAGACGUCCGUGUGUCGAGUGUACAGCUUACCUGCUGGCGAACUGCUGUAUACAGAGGAGAACGUGUCAUCAGCGUCGUGGAAUUCGUGGUGCGACGAGCUGCUGUGUCUGUCCGGCGGCGGUCUGUUGUCCAUCAAGGCCGGACACUUCCCGCCCGCCACGCAGCCGCUAGCCGGAUCUGUUGUAGGAUUCCAGGGUGGACGCGUGUUUUGUUUGCAAUCCAACGCAAUGCAGACAAUCAAUGUCCCACUUUCACAUGCAGUGCAUCAAUACAUACAACACAAAAUGUUCAAUGAUGCAUAUGCGGUGGCUUGUCUCGGUGUCACCGCUUUGGACUGGGAGCGACUCGGUAUGGCCGCCUUAGAGGAACUAUCGUUUGAAGUGGCUAAGAAGGCGUUUCAAAGGAGUGAAAACAUAAUCUUCCUUUCACUAAUUGACCACAUACAGGAGCGUCACUCUGCGGGCGAGAAGCGCGCCGUCAUACUGGGCGAUAUACACGCGUACAGGGGGCGGUACGCGGAUGCAGCGCGCGCGUACGUCAGCGCCGCGCACGAUGACCGAGCGCUGCAAAUGUAUGUCGACCUGCGGAUGUUCACUAAAGCGCAGGAGUUUGUAGGCGAAGGGGAGGGUUUAGCGGCGCUGGCGCGGCGUCGCGCGGAAUGGGCGCGGCGCGUUAACGAGCCCAAGGCGGCCGCGGAGAUGUACCUCGCUGCGGGGGAUAUAGGCAAAGCGGCUAGGCUACUGGCUGAGAGCGGCAGACGAGAUAUGCUCAUUGAAUUGGCGAGGAAAAUGGACAAGGGUUCGAGCGACUCGUUACGACAACUCGCUGAGGCUUUGGAGAUGGCCGGGGAGCUACCUACUGCUGCCGACGUUUAUAAGAGGCUAGGGGAUUAUAGUAAAGUGGCGCAGCUAGCGGUGGCGUCGGGGGAGUGGCCUCAGGCGUUCACCCUGGCGCGCGACCACCCCGAGUGCAAGCGCGACGUGUACCUGCCGUACGCGCACCAAAUGGCCAAGGAGAAUAAGUUCGUCGAAGCUCAAAAAGCGUAUCACAUGGCUGGCGAGACGUCGACCGCAAUGCGGGUGUUCUACGUGUUGGUCAAUAACGCUAUAGCUGAAGAGAGAUUUGCUGAUGCCGGAUAUCUUCACUAUCUAUUAGCCAUGCAGUAUUUAGAGUCGGCUGCGAGCACAAGCAAUAAGGAACAAACCACAAACUUAUCUCAAUUCUGCACCAACGAUCGUCUAGCACGUAUCUAUCACGCGUACGACACAAUUCACAAGUGCGUACACGAGCCCUUCUCGCUCGCACAGCCGGACGCAUUGUUGAACGCAACUCGGUACGUGCUAGCGUCUAUUGAGGAACCGCCCCCUGGAGUGUCUAUGUUUUGUUUAUACUUGUGCAUGGCAAAACAAGCGAAAGCGUUCAACGCGAAUAUGUUAGCCCGACAGAUGCUAGACAAGAUUCUAGGACUUCAAAUACCUCAAAAAUUUCAGGAGAGCGUAGAACUCCUAAUACUGAAGAGUGGUUGCGGCGGAACCGCGGGCGACGACGACGUGACGCCGCUCUGCUGGCGAUGUCGCCGCCACACGCCACCGCUGAGUACCCAGUGCGCCAGGUGUCGACACAUGUUGGCGCACUCCCUCGCCACAUACGAGGUCCUUCCGUUGGUGCAAUUCGAGCCAGCGGAGGGUAUACCUUACGAAGAGGCAGUGGAGCUGAUCAAUCGUAUGCCGAUACCGGAAGUGGAUGUGCCCAGUGCGGGAGCUGAUAUACUGAGGAUAGACCCCGACGUGGACACAGCUGAUCCGUUCCUGGAUAGAGUGGAAGAGGACGACGACUCUGGCGUAGUGAUAUGCAGCCGUAACGCGCUGCUGCAGAUGAGCCCAGCCAACGUCGUCAUGGUCAAUCGACCGCCGCUACCGCCAACCUUCUAUAGAAACAUGUUGCCAGAGCUGCCAGUUACUGUCUGCGAGAAUUGCCAGAGUCUAUUCUACAUGGAGGACUAUGAGAUUCAAAUGGUGACGAAAGGCCAGUGUCCGUUCUGCAGGCAUCGGCACGAAGCGGUCGACGACGGUGAGGACAACUCUAAUUCGUCGACGCCACGGAGUAACAAUGGUAACUCGUGGGGAUAAACAUACAAAUUAUGGCAGGGAUGUAAUGUUUUUUGUGAAAUUUUGUAUGAAAUUACGCCAAAACGCUGCGUUGCUUAGGGCUUUCGCUCACAGACACGACAGUAUUAAAACACAUUGAAGAUGACUUUCCGACGUUAGCCGCAAGCGACCGCGACAGACAAAAAUUCAAAUAAAAUGCCACUUU